Molecule: messenger RNA, 2120 nt
Organism: Lytechinus pictus (painted urchin)
Lineage: Eukaryota; Metazoa; Echinodermata; Echinoidea; Temnopleuroida; Toxopneustidae
Product: BAG family molecular chaperone regulator 1-like
Exons: 6
Coding region: 410-1009 (199 amino acids)
Biological process (GO): protein stabilization
Cellular component (GO): nucleus; cytosol; membrane
Molecular function (GO): adenyl-nucleotide exchange factor activity; protein-folding chaperone binding
Source: RefSeq, a predicted model, not a curated record
ACUAUUAUUCGGAUUUCUCUGCACUGCUGCCUUGGGUACCCACCCACUGCAUGCAGCUCAGUCACGACGCGACGCGACGUGCUGUUGAGUGUUGUUGAUGUUGCUGUUGUUGAAUCCUAGUCCUCUGUGCUGAAUACAUCUACCCUCUCUGACUGACCUCUCUUACAAUACAUACUAAGCUACAUACCGGUAUACCAUUUUGUGCAGGAUCUCUCUGCUGAUCUCCGAAGCUAACGGAGGAAGAAGAAGAAGAAGAAAGUUGAUGUCCGUCUGACGUACUCUGACUCUGAGUCUGAGUCUGACUGAGUAUGAGUCUAUUAUGAGUCCGAGUCACAGUUGUCUACGUCUGUCGGUCUGAGCUAAAAAGUGAGAACUGAGAUCGUUACAACUGCCAAAAAAGGAGAGCGUCAUGGGUUCUCAGGAAGAAAGCCAUAUUAUAGAAAUCAUCGUUUCCCAUGGGCCACAUAAACAUUCUUUGAAUCUUGGAACUAAGGCUACCAUCGGUGAUCUUGGUAUGAAACUGGAAGAAUUAACUGGAGUUCCUGUUGCUGGUCAGAAGAUCAUUAAUAGAGGUAGAACUCUUGCAAACCAUGACCAGCCGGUAACAGAAGCUGGUAUCAAGCAUGGAAGCAAGCUUAUGCUCAUCGGUAAAAAGUUCAAUCCAGAGGAGGAUGAUAACUACAAGCAGAUUGUUGAGGUGGAGAAAAGGAUUGUAGCAUUAGCAAAGAAACAGAUUGAAAUAUCAGAAGAAAUAACCGGUGUGGAAAAUGGUUAUCUACAGAAGGAUUUAGAAAAAGAUUCUUUGUCCAGGCUGGGUAAGAGAUUAGCAUCUUGUCAUGAGGAGUAUGUGCGAUUUCUUGAGAAGUUAGAUUCCUUGGAUCUAGGUACAUGUAACCAAUCAAUACGCAGGAAGAGAAAAGAUGUCAUUAAAGAUAUUCAGAGUCAACUAGACUCCAAUGAUUCCUUGAGUUCAACCAUUGACAAACUACAAAACACCAGUAACAGCUGAUCUACACUAAUGGGUCUACAUAUCAAGUGAAUCCAAGAUUACCCAAAGAGAGUUGGUCUUUAUGAGAAGGUGGUCCUUCAUAGGUUCUUUCUAUUCAUGUUUAAAUGGAAGGAAUCAUUAAAUGUGGUCCUUCUAAACAUAUGGUCACUAAAUCAGGUUUAUCUGUAUAUUCUCAGGCUGCAUCAUAUUUUAUGUGUUUAUAUCUCAAGGAGGAGAAUGUCAGGUGAUCUUGUCAUGUGAUCAGUCAUAUGACAGUCUUGUUAUGAUCUUAUGGAUGAGUAAACCCAAGUGCAUAUUAGUCUGUAAUUCAGAUACCUUCUCUAAAAUUAGCAAAAAUUUUGCUCCAAAGGCACUAUGUCCAUAUUUGAGAACAGUUUCCUUGCAUUACCCAUUGGUUUUGUAAACAUUGAAUAAUGAUAAAGAUAAUGUGAUGGCCAUGGAUCGCGGUUUUGGCUGGCACAGUUUGAUUAUCCUUGUAUUCUGCUACCUGGAAUAAUGGAUUCAAGAUGAGAUUGGAGUGUCCUCCACAGAUUACAUUGCAUCUUGAAAAUUAGAUCAUCUGAGCAUAAAUGAACAUUGAAUUUCCCAUUAGAUCUUGCUUUGUAUGGCAUGGCAAGUUUAGUCAGUAAUUUUAAUUGCAUUGUGAUUCCAAAACAUCAAAACUUCUUCUUCUUCUGGAAACAGUACAGUCCACCGUCUGGUGUAUUGUCGUACUGGUAAAGUGCAGCGUGCAAGUGUAUGUACAUUAUUCGAUAAAGAAAUUGCUUACAGCGUGCAAGUAAAAACAACCACCGUUAUUAACGGAGCUGGGUCUUUUGUACCUCUUGUUUAAAGAUGUGUAGAGAGGUACAAUUAACUGUGCUGUUGGGGAGGGAGUUCCAAAGUCUUAUGUCAACUUUUGUCAACAUGAUCCAUUCCAGCCUUGAACUUUGAUUGUUACCCUUGUGUUUCCACCAAAUAUUGCUACCCACAAAAUUAUUAAGGCAUCACCGAGAAUCACUCAUUCUCAUAAAUAUGUUUUUGUACGUUGUGACAAUGUUUUACUUAUGUAGACUAUGUAUGUUUUUUCAUGUUUUUAUUGAGAGUGUAAAUAAAUUGAAUUGAAAUUGAA